UGAUCUAAAAAUAGACACACCAAACCAAGGACCAGUCCAUCCGGCCAGUACGCUUAAUUAUUUGGAUUUUGUUACGCAAAUAAAAUUGAGCAAUUAUGGCCUGAACGUUUCUCAAAUAAGAUCACUGUUCUUUGAUGUUAAAGCAUGCCGUGAUACAAUGGUUGUUCUAGCAAGCACUUCAAGUAUGAUUUCCUCUGAACCAUUUUACCAGAUUCUUCUUGCUGGUGAUUCCAAUCAUGAUGGUAAUUGGAAAAUGGCCGUGAGUCGUCGAAAAGAUAAGGCCUUACAACAGAAUGGAUAUGAGUCUGUUUUCAAAACUAUAAAUGAAGAAAGAUACCGUCUUAAUUGUAAUGAGUAUCGUACAUUUUGGGUCAGCUGGAAGGAAGGGAAAAUAAAGUUAGGAAGAGUAACAGUAAAUGGCAUCGAUGAAAUAUACUGUUAUAAAGACAAUGACCCCUUUUUAAUAAGAGAGAUAGGUGUAAUGAACGCUUGGGGUUCAACUGGAAAAUGGAAAAUACCGAUUACAAUAGUUGAUCGGUUUACUGGGCAGUAUAAUAAAUGCCAGCGUAAUGAUACUAAAGCGAAUUUAGAGAUUGUAGUUUCAGUCCAGGCAAGAAGCGUUAUAAGGUGCUCUGCAAAAUGUGAUCUGAUACAAACGUGUAUUGGAAUUAACUAUCAAGCGCAAGGCAAACGAUGUGAGUUACUGAGUGCUGGUGGAAAGGUUCUGACAGAGAUUCCAAAAUCAAUUGCACCCGGUUGGCAGUUUUACACGAAGUGUUUUGAGAAAACAGAAGUGUGCUUAGGCUGCUUAAUAUAAAUCAUAAUUUAUUUAAUACAACUAUUUCUUCAAUUUUAGACUCAUAAUUUGAAUUUGUC
Messenger RNA from Mytilus trossulus (common blue mussel), 876 nucleotides. RefSeq lists its product as uncharacterized. The coding region runs from base 158 to 817 and encodes 219 amino acids. Lineage: Eukaryota; Metazoa; Mollusca; Bivalvia; Mytilida; Mytilidae. The transcript is spliced from 3 exons. The record is from RefSeq and is a predicted model, not a curated record.